AUGGCUAUGGAGGGAAGCGGCUCGGCAGGAAAUCCCAGCGCUGCCUCGUCUCGCUCACUUCCUGUCUGCUCUGGGGAGGAGACGCUUCAGAGAGCUGAUUGGAUCUUAACUUCAGAGGAAGAACAGCAGAGCAGCAGAGCAGUCCUCCCGUCCUCCGGUCCUAAACCAGACCCAGACCCAGACCCAGACCCAGACCCAGACCCGAACCCAGACCCGAACCCUGACCCGAACCCAACAGAGAAUCAGAACCCACAGAGCCCCCUGUGUCUCCCCGUGUCCCCGGCCGUCACCAUGGAGACGUGUCCUCAGGUGAGGCUGUGUGGUUUCCUGCAGAAGCAGGGCGGACCUCUGCGUGUCUGGAAGCAGCGCUGGUUCACCUACGAGGAGAAGAAGAAUCAGCUGUUCUACUACCGCACGCCGCAGGACGUGAUGCCGCUCGGCCGGGUCGAGCUCAGCGGCGCCACCUACACCUACCCGCUGAAAGCUGAGAGGGGCACCUUCCACAUCCAGACGCCUGAACGCACCUUCAUACUAAAGGCUGUGACUCAGGAGCUGAUGAUGUAUUGGCUGCAACAGCUGCAGCUCAAACGCUGGCAGCACAGACUGAUGAGUAGCUGUCCUGACCCAACAAACAACAACACUACAGAUGACUUCCUGCCGCUGUUGCAGAGUCCGCUGGGUCUGGUGGGGGAGGAGGCGGCGAACACACCGUUACCAUGGAAACCGCUCAGCAACAUGUCAAUCAAACACCCGCUCAUCGAGAUCCAAAACUCCGUCCACAGUCUUCGUAAGCGAUCGUCUCAGGAAUGGAGUCAGAGUGUGUUUCAUGUGGAGGCUCCACUGUGGCUGCCCCCCAGCACUCCUACUGCCUCUCUGCCCCCCAGCACUCCCACUGCUCCUCUGCCCCCCAGCACUCCUACUGCCCCUCUGCCCCCUCCCCUCCCAUCAGCUGGUCCGGCCGGUUGCCCCCCCCCGACCGGCCCGCGGAGCAGGAAGAUGAAGAGUCGCAGCUCGUCCACCUUGCCGGUCCUCCGCAGAGACGCUGUGUCAUCGUCCCGCCUCCAGCAGGAGAAACACAUGCUGAUGGAGGAAGUCAAGUCCCAGAAGGAGCUGGUGUGGCUCCUGCAUAAAGCCUUGGAGGCGGCUCAGCUGGAGAAGAGAACCUGCGCUGAGUUUUUGGCGGUGGAAGGCGAGCAGGAGCGUCUGGAGCUGCUGCGGCACCGAGAGCGGCAGGCGGCCGACCUGCGAGGCCGACUGGAGGAGGCCAAGGAAGAGGCGGAGAGGACGAGCAGGAGUCUGACUCAGAGAGACUCACAGCUGGCCGAGCUGCAGCACGACAUCAGGACGCUGAUGGAGAAGAACAACGCCAAGCAGGAGGUGAUCAUCAAGCUGUCUGAUCAGGUGACCGCCUGCAUGUCUGACCCGCGCCUCUCCACCUGGACCGGCGGCGGCGGUCUGGACUCUCAGACCUUCAAACAGCUUCAGCAGCAGAUCGAGAACCUCAAGGACGACAUCGAGGCGUAUAAGACUCAGAACAAGUUUCUGAACUCUGAGAUUUACCAGCUGACCAAACUGUGGAGGAACAGCUCCGAGCAGGAGAAGAGUCUGAUGGUGAAGUGUGCCUACCUGGAGGCCGGUAACUGUCGGGUGGAGAGCCGCUACCUCGGCGUUCUGAGGAAGCUGCAGGAGAACAAAUCUCUGGAUCCGGUCCAGCAGGGGGCCGUGCAGAAGAUGAUCGAGGACGCUCUGAAAGGAGAGCUGAAGAGCGUCAUCAAGCUCAACACAAACAGGGACCACGAUGAGUACGGAUUCAAAAUCAUCCCGGACUACGAGGUGGAGGACAUGAAGCUGCUCGCUAAGAUCCAGGCUCUGGAGAUCCGCUCACACAACCUGCUGCACCAGGAGGGAGUAGAGCGGCCCCUGCUGAGUCGCUGGGCUCAGUACCUCGCUGGCAGGUCUGAUGAUGACCUUUGCCCUUCCCCGGAGCUCAAAGGUCUGCUGCGUGGCGGAGUCCCUCGGGAGUACCGGCAGCAGGUGUGGCGCUGGGUGGUCCGAGCCAGGACCAGGACGAUGAGAGAACGCCACCCACAGCGAUACCAACAGCUGUGUGAGAAGAGUCGGACGUCUCCUCAUCCGGCCUCCAGGCAGAUCCAACUGGACCUCCACCGCACCCUGACGACCAAUCAGCACUUCUCCUCACCAUCCAGCCCCGCCCUCCAGCAGCUUCAACGCAUCCUAUUGGCCUUCUCCUGGCAGAGCCCUGCCAUUGGCUACUGCCAGGGACUCAACAGGCUGGCGGCCAUCGCUCUGCUGGUCCUCCAGAGUGAAGAAGAUGCGUUCUGGUGUCUGGUGUGUGUGGUGGAGACCAUCAUGCCUCAGGAUUACUACACCAAGGACCUGGUGGCUUCUCAGGCGGAUCAACGGGUGCUGAAGGACUUCCUUUCAGAGAAGCUUCCUCGGCUUGCGUCUCACUUUGAUGAUCACAACAUCGACGUCUCUCUGAUCACCUUCAACUGGUUCCUGGUGGUUUAUGUAGAGAGUCUGCCCAGUGACAUCCUGCUGCCUCUGUGGGACGCCUUCCUGUACGAAGGCACCAAGGUGAUGUUCAGGUACGCUCUGGCUCUGCUUAAAUACAAAGAGGACGACAUCCUGAAGAUCCAGGACAGCGUAGAGAUCUAUCAGUACCUUCGUUUCUUCACUAAGACCAUCUCUGACGGCAGGAAGUUGAGCAGCAUCGCCUUCACCGUCAUGAACCCGUUCCCCGGCCGCCUGCUGAGGAACCGGCGCGCGCUGCACCUGGAGCGCCUGCAGGGGGAGCUGCAGGAGCUGGAGGAGCAGCAGAGGGCCUUCGUCACUGAGAGCUCCGAGCGGAAAGACAAAGACCUGGACGCGGGCGUCAGCGAGGACGACGACGAGCUGUGACGGAUGGAACAGGAAGUAGAACGGGACAGUCUGACAGGAAGUAGAACAGGAACAGGAAGUAGAACGGGACAGUCUGACAGGAAGUAGAACAGGAACAGGAAGUAGAACGGGAACAGGAAGGAGAACGGGACAGUCUGACAGGAAGUUUUAUUUCAUUAAUGUCUCAAAACUCUUCUUCUGUUCUCACGCUGAGGUUAAAAUGAGAACCGUCAUGGUGAGCUACCGACACUUCUCACCCUCAACAGUCGCCAUCUUGGCUCCGCAGCAGAAAGGGAGGGACCGCUGAGGACGUUGUUACCAUGGUGACGGUCACGUGUUAAACACAGCAGAGAUGUUUAUGAGUCCAUGUGUUCACGGAGGUUAACAGAAUAUUUACUGCAGAGCUGAAACAAGCUGUAAGAUGAUCAGCCUUCAUUUCUUUACACAAACACAUUAAAUAAAAUAAAUCUUACAGACCAAUAAAAAUAUAAUGUAAACAACGCUGAGCAUUUCCUUUACAUCACGUUAGCAAUGAGAGACGUAACGUUAGUUUUCUCUCUGAGACUUUAGUUCCAGAUGUUGACGUACUAGUUUGGUUAUUAGCGUCAGCAGGAUAACUUUCUACCAUCAUGUUCCCUCCAGUCAGCUAGCUAGCAGGAUAACUUACUACCAUCAUGUUCCCUCCAGUCAGCUAGCUAGCAGGAUAACUUACUACCAUCAUGUUCCCUCCAGUCAGCUAGCUAGCAGGAUAACUUUCUACCAUCA
Molecule: messenger RNA, 3666 nt
Organism: Scomber scombrus (Atlantic mackerel)
Lineage: Eukaryota; Metazoa; Chordata; Actinopteri; Scombriformes; Scombridae
Gene: tbc1d2
Product: TBC1 domain family, member 2
Exons: 18
Coding region: 1-2922 (973 amino acids)
Source: RefSeq, a predicted model, not a curated record